Saccostrea echinata is the source of this 990-nucleotide messenger RNA. RefSeq names its product serine/threonine-protein kinase Nek4-like. The coding region runs from base 1 to 990 and encodes 329 amino acids. The transcript has 8 exons. The record is from RefSeq and is a predicted model, not a curated record. Gene Ontology annotation, molecular function: ATP binding; protein kinase activity. Gene Ontology annotation, biological process: protein phosphorylation. Lineage: Eukaryota; Metazoa; Mollusca; Bivalvia; Ostreida; Ostreidae.
AUGGAAAACUUAGCCGGGAAGGAGUAUGGAGAUUGUGCACUUGUUGAGUUUAUGAACAAGGGUAGUUUUGGGUUUGUGUAUAAAGCUAGAUUGACGGAUAAAGAAACAGGUUCCACAGGAUAUAAGGGAGAAAUUUAUGCCGCUAAGAUUUUAAGCUUAGAAAAUGCCACAGACCGUCAUCGGGAACUUGUCAACCGAGAAAUAAACAUUUUACAGCAGUUGGACCACCCAAAUGUUGUACAUUACCAGUACCACAUAGUGGCGGACAAGAUAGCGUGUAUAGUGAUGGAGUACUGCAGCGGAGGUACUUUGUUCCAACACAUUGGAGCUUUGAAGAGGGAUAACAAAGUCAUGGACGAAGAGGAAUUCGUCAGUACUUUAAUUCAAAUCGCCAAAGGUGUAGAGUUUCUUCAUGAUAAUGCUAUCAUACACCGAGAUCUCAAGACAAAAAACAUGUACACUGGCGACAAAAAAGUUAUAAAAAUUGGAGAUUUUGGAGUGGCCAAACUCAUCAGCAACAGUCCUAAGAUGUCAGUUUUGGUAGGAACACCGUAUUAUCUGAGCCCGGAGAUUCUCGAAGAAAAACCAUAUGACGAAAAAACAGAUAUUUGGAGCCUUGGGUGCUCUUGUUACGAAAUGGCAACAGGAAAUUACGCAUUUCAUCUUGAUACAAUGGAAGCUUUAAAAGAGGCUGUAUGUAAAGGGAAGCUCCCAGAGAGUCCUGCCAUUCCAUACAAUGACGACAUAGAAAACCUGAUUAAACAGAUGCUAUCCAAAGUGAGCGCUGACCGUCCAACUAUCAAACAAAUCCUCAAGUUUCUCCAGGAACCACAGACAUACAAACCAAAAAGAAAUGACUCAUCAUCACAGAAAGUCUCAAGGAGUGAGUCUACGGAAUCAAAUGUUUAUUUUUACAAAGGAAUGGACGAGAAAAUGAAGAAGAAAAACAGAAAAUUUUGGGAAAAGGAGUCAGAAAAACUUCAGAAGUGA